AUGUUGGUGCACAUUAAGGACGUCGGAACAAUCGACGGAGUCCGUCGGGAGCUGUUCAACGAGGUCGAUGGAGGACAAAUCGAGGUUGCACCAGACAAUACACCAAAUGUCCAGGACCCAUUCGGAGCUUAUGAUGAUAACAAUGUAGUAUCUGCUGAUAACGAGAAGCUUCUUUUCGUUCCAAAACCAUACCGUCCAGGAGGUGAUAAGAAGGAGCCAAAGAAGACUACCCAAGCGCAAACGACGACGCCAAGAACUACCAGGUGGGGACCACCAGCCACCACAAUCAGAACCAUCCCAUUCGUGCAGACCACCCCAGCCACCUUUGCCACUCUUCCACCAGCACCUUACCCGCCCACCACCAGUCCAACAACCAUUCAUCCCUCAAACCGUCGCCACCAUCGCUCCAUCCUUUGUCCGUCCACCAGCACCAACUGCUCCGCCACGUGUCAUCGCUCCACAACAACCACAACCAAUCCGUCCAAUUCAACCAUUCCAACCACAACCAUUCCGUCCACAGCCACAAACCUUCCAGCCAAGACCACAACCAGUGUUCACCCCAGCUCCAUUCACACAGCCACCAUUCCGACCACAGCCAACGUUUGCCACGUGAGUUUCUGUCUACGCCCACCACAGCCACCACCAGCACCAACCACACCGGCGCCUCGAUUCCCACCACAAUCUGGACAGAACCUUCGCUCUGGACAGUGUCCAGCGUCCAUUUUCUACAUCUCCACACCAAUCAGUGGACCAUCGAGACUCACCUUCACUCAUUUCGCCGUCGCUGUUACCGUUGAUCAGUGCGCUAGAACUUGUCACGAGUUCAAUUGUGCUAUUGCUCACUACAACCCACUGAACGGACACUGCGAAUUCAACCCAUCGACAGCGUUCGCUAUUAGAAACGGACAAUGCCCAGCAUGGCCAUCACUUCACUAUAGAAAUAAUGUUGUUGCCAAUGAACCAGUCAGAAUCUUCUGCGUCACUUGCCAGAGACCCAGAAGACGUCCGGCUGGAAGACGUCCAUUCAGAGGGCAGGCAAGACGAGGACAGCGAUUGGGCAGAAAGACACCAAUCGUCCACACUCCAGUCUCGCCAGUUUCUGAAGCUCAAGCGACCCAACCAAAGCAACGUCAACUUCGUGAAACUGAAAUUCAAGCUCAAGUCGAUGCUCAACCAGUCAUUUCGGAACGCUCAUCUCAAUUGAAUCUUCUUAAACAAUUGGAAGAUUUGCAAUUGUGA
This is a messenger RNA of Caenorhabditis briggsae, 1239 nucleotides long. Lineage: Eukaryota; Metazoa; Nematoda; Chromadorea; Rhabditida; Rhabditidae. The record is from RefSeq and is a predicted model, not a curated record. The transcript is spliced from 7 exons. The coding region runs from base 1 to 1239 and encodes 412 amino acids.